This is a messenger RNA of Bursaphelenchus okinawaensis, 590 nucleotides long. Lineage: Eukaryota; Metazoa; Nematoda; Chromadorea; Rhabditida; Aphelenchoididae. The record is from the annotation of a GenBank genome assembly.
AUGGGACGACCACGAUGUGUCAGGAGAGCGAUCACGUCGAAAGAAAAACGCUCGCGAGCUUGUUCCCAUCCCUCAUCCACCUCCUCCGACCUGCUCAUCGUAAAUAUAUUAUCCAUGUCGGGCUUCCUCGCUAACGUUUACGUUCUUCACGAUGUGUUCAUGUUCUUCAGCUGCAGAGAUUUGGACAAGCUAAGAGAAACGAGUAGAGUGGCUGAUAAAGUAAUCGACCGAAUGAAGAAUCGACCAAGGAAAAGCAACAGUAAAAGAGUGCUGUACAUCAGCAAUGAUGUAGUCGAAACAUACGAUCCGUUUUGGAGGGUUACGAAGACUGAUCAGGCAGGUAAAUGGUUUUGAACUGAAUCUAAACCAACGAUUAUUCUAUAAAUUUGAUUAAAAAAAUAACCUUAUCCUUAAUUACAGUAGACCAACUACAUUUGUAUUCCAGACCCAAGUGUACCAUUCCCUUUAUGGGCCCUUCGGACAGCUCCAAAGUUAGACAGUUCAGAUGUAAUGGUCCUAGAUGGUAUAGAGCUUUCACCAACACACUCAAAACAAUUAUCCCAUCUUCUAUUUUGUCAUACUGUACCUAA